AGGAAAAAAGAGGCUUUAUCGGCAUUUUCGCGUCACUGGGCCUCGAGAUAUGAGAACCAGCUAGAGAAAAAUUGUGCUAUUGCUGCUGGUCUCGGGAGCUUCUAUCCUGUCCUUCGACUUCUCCUCCCAAGUUCUGACUAUAGCCGGCCAGCCUAUGGUAUCGGUCAGUCUACCAUGUCAAAAAUCUGCGUGAAAGCAUUUGGUCUUGCACCCAAGGGCUUGAGCGCACGAACUCUACUGCAUUUUAACAACCCCAAACUUUCUGGGAAUAAAGAUGGCCGCGACUUAGCAGACUGCGUUUUCUCAGUCCUAGCUGAUCACUGCGAAGUUGAAAGUGACCUGACAAUCUCUCGGCUUCACGAACAACUGGAUAACGUUGCCUAUGCUUCUAAUCAGGAGGAGAAAUUGGCAAUUUUAACUCCAUUUAUUCGUUCGCUUACUGCACUGGAACUCAAGUGGUUUGUUAGGAUAGUCAGUCUGCGUGAAUUACACUUGAGCUUGAGCACCAACACCGUGCUUGCCUGCCUUCACCCGGCCGCUCCGUCGAUCUGGAAUGUCACGCAGGACCUUUGCACAGUCUGUCAGCGUAUUGCAAACAUGGACCCGACCCAAGCCGUGGAUACAAACUCCUCGCUUUCGACUAACGGUCAUAAUGUGAACCUUAAUGCUGCUUACCGCCCAAUGCUGUGUGAACGGGCCAACAGCGCUCUCGAAGUAUGCAUCGCAUAUGAGAAAAUCUUCAGUGGUAUCGCUGAUUAUUAUCUCUGUCUGGAAGCGAAAUACGAUGGCGAGCGAGUUCAAUUACACAAAUCAGGCGACAAGUAUCGCUAUUGGUCUCGCAGUGGCAGAGAGUGGAGCUCUAGCUACGGGACUGAGGGUAACGGUUCAACAGGUACGCUCACCCCACGACUUCACGCUGCGGGCUUCUCUAACGACGUAUCCGAUUGCGUUCUUGACGGAGAAAUGUUCGGUUUCGACACCUACACGGAAACUUUUGUCACCAAAGCCACUGGAUUCGACGUAAAACGACCAGAUGCCACUGAUGGGUCGAAUCUUUUUGCCAGUAAGGCUGAACUUGCUCACUCAGCCCGAAAGGCCGCUAUUGUACCCUGCUAUAUCGUUUUCGACAUACUUCAUCUCAAUGGUGAGCUUCUGACGCAUCUGCCUUUGCGACAACGCAAGGAAAUUCUCCUCUCAAUUUUCCCCACAACAGCAGUUAGUUCCGAUAUCUCGGCCAAGGUCGCAAGUUGUUAUGAAACACAGGAGGCAGAACAAGAAAUCCCACAUGACCAACUAUUUUCUCUAUUUCCUAUCGUGAAGGGUGCUCUAUACUUAGGAGGAUUCACCUUUAUGACUCCCGAUAAACGAGUGGCGAUAAAAGUAAAACUAAUGAUUGCAAUUAACUCCGUUGGCAUCAGAGGGCACCUCAACAACCUCCUAAAAAACAACCAAGAAAACUAUAUAACAUUCCUGCGACUAUCUUUAGGCAAUCAAGGAGGCAGUCAGUUGGCACAGGUUAUUCUCUUUGAUAGCAAGGACUGUUUUACUGGGUGUCUCCUCCGUAAACGCGAUGCAGGUCUUCGCUAUAGAUAUAAGAUAUUCAUAACCAAGUGCGAUGUCUACAUUCUCCUCGAUCGAAUUUCUCGACUCUUUGACGUCUGGGUAAGCAACGGAGCCGAAGGUCUAGUUGCCAAGGCGACCACCGCACCUUACGUGCCCGGGGGUCGUCUUCGUUGUGGCUGGUGGAAAUUAAAGCCGGACUACGUCCUUGGUCUAACCACAGACCUAGAUUGCCUCAUUGUGGGUGCCUACUUCGGCGUUGGCGGUGGCGGCGAUGGUGGUCCCCCUUACAACGGCUACUUUCCGCAGUUUCUCUGCGCUGUUAGUAAUGGCUUUACGCGAGAGCAGCUGACUCAACUUAACAAGCGUCUGCGUCCUCAGUGGAAGACCUAUGAUCGCCGUAAGACAAAUUCUGGUGAGACGGAGUGGUUGAGAGUGACCGCUGAACGACCAGAUGUUUGGAUUCCUCCACGCUAUUCAGUAAUUCUGCAGGUCAGUACGAACAAAAUCCAGUUGGCUUUUAGCUUUGAUGUGGCUUAA
Molecule: messenger RNA, 2100 nt
Organism: Dibothriocephalus latus
Lineage: Eukaryota; Metazoa; Platyhelminthes; Cestoda; Diphyllobothriidea; Diphyllobothriidae
Source: the annotation of a GenBank genome assembly